UAUUGGAAAUAGAAGUAGAAGAAAACGAAAGCGUAGAAAAGUAAUACCAUUAUUACCAAUGGAAUUGGCGUAUAAGAAGAAACGCGUUUGUUUGGUCUAAAUUAUUUAUUUAUUUGAGAGUUGAAAAAAAAAGAGUUGUUAGUUAAGAAUUGAGAAUUGAGAAUUGUUGUUAGGUUUGGAAGAGAAUGGGAAGAAAAGAAGAGGAAGUGGUGGUUGGAGUGCCCGUUUAUGAAAGGGGAGGUAUACCGCCUAACGCGAUUGUCGGAGAUCCGAAAGGGAUUCCAAUCCAACAGACUAUUUACAGAGACACUCCUGCUCCCUUCAACUGCCCUUACUGCUCCAACACCUCUCUCACCACCCUCAGAUCGAAGCCUAGUUUGGCUGCUUUCAUUGGAUGCUUGAUGCCAAUGAUGCUUGGAGUUUGUUUUCUUUGUCCUUCAAUGGACUGUCUCUGGCAUAAAUAUCACUACUGUCCUCAAUGCCAUCAAAAAGUUGCUGAAUUUCAUAAAUCAGAUCCCUGUGCUGUCAUGGAUCCACCACACUGGACACAGGAGAGCUUUGCAUUCACUUCAUAGUAAUACUCUGUUAUUUUAUUAUCUACCUGCCUACAUACAUAUAAUUGAAUCUGAAUUGUGUCUUUCAAAUUAAACAACGAAACAAACCACUUUGGCUUUCUCACAAACACCAUAUGGGCAUACUAAUUUAUAUUUUCAAUUCUAAACUUUAGUUCAGAUAUUCAUUCACAAUCAUAAAUA
This is a messenger RNA of Cicer arietinum (chickpea), 755 nucleotides long. RefSeq names its product GSH-induced LITAF domain protein. Gene Ontology annotation, molecular function: zinc ion binding. The record is from RefSeq and is a predicted model, not a curated record. NCBI's taxonomy places the organism in Eukaryota, Viridiplantae, Streptophyta, Magnoliopsida, Fabales, Fabaceae.